Messenger RNA from Gloeophyllum trabeum ATCC 11539, 4581 nucleotides. RefSeq names its product Oligoxyloglucan reducing end-specific cellobiohydrolase. The record is from RefSeq and is a predicted model, not a curated record. The transcript has 19 exons. Lineage: Eukaryota; Fungi; Basidiomycota; Agaricomycetes; Gloeophyllales; Gloeophyllaceae. Gene Ontology annotation, cellular component: membrane; Golgi apparatus. Gene Ontology annotation, biological process: Golgi to vacuole transport; Golgi to endosome transport; protein targeting to vacuole. The coding region runs from base 1 to 4419 and encodes 1472 amino acids. Gene Ontology annotation, molecular function: protein binding.
AUGGCGCCGUUACACAGAACGGCGGCCUUUCUGGCCUGGUCGAUCACUAUUCUGCUAUGUGUCCUGCUGUCUGGGGCACAAGACAUCGAGAAAAGUAUAACGUAUUUCAAUAAUCUCCCUGCCAGGCUGUUCUUCUUCGAUGACACUACUACGGUGAUAUAUCAUGACGUUGUGGAGGGCAAUGUGUAUGUGUCGCAAGAUGAGGGCAAGACGUGGAACAGGGCUGCGGAUAUACCUGCGGGGGAUGCGAGCAUGGUCAUAGAACACCCAUUCGACAAUCGCUAUGCUUUCGUCUUGACCCGCCACAAGACCCAUUGGCGCACCGAAGAUCGUGGACGGACGUGGCGGAGCUUCACCAUGCCAAUCGUACCCGCCUACACGUCCAGACCCCUCUCGUUUCAUUCCGACCCCGCGAAAUAUGGAUACAUUCUCUAUCAAGGUACUGUAUGUGACCGUUUAGGCUGGGGCUCGGUCUGUCACGACGAGACGUACUACACAAAAGAAGCCUUUAGUGACGAACCCAAGCUUCUCCUCACGGAGACGUCCCGGUGCCAGUUCGCACAUAGCAGCAAGGAUUUCAAGCACGACGCUCAUCCCGACCUGAUUUACUGUGUUGGGUUCGAUACCACUACGCUGACUGGAACCCACUCUCUGUCAUCCAGCAGAGUGUUCUCCAGCACGGACUUCUUUCAGCAGGAAAACAAGGUGGAAGACCUUGGCAUAGGCAAGAAUGCGCGGGGCGUCGUGGCCUUCGCCAUCGUGUCGAAGUUCGCUGUCGUGGCUUUGAAGGAUCUCAGCCCCGGCAGCGAAGGCGACAUGCUGCUGUACGUGUCCGUCGACACCAAGACGUGGGCAAAGGCGCAGUUCCCUCAUGCGACGUCGGCUCGCUUGAGAGAGAAUGCGUACACGAUUGUUGAGUCCACAAUUCACUCGCUGGCAGUGGAUGUGGUGCUCCAGACAGAGGCCAGUAUAGGUACUCUGUUUGUCAGCAACUCCAACGGGACGUACUUCGUGGAGAGUUUGAGGGAUACCAACCGGAAUGAGAUGGGCUAUGUCGACUACGAGACCAUAUACGGAGUAGAAGGUGUCGGUUUGGCUAAUGUCGUUGUGAAUGCUCAGGAAGUGGAACGCGGCGUUGCUACCAAGCAGCUCAAGACCAUGAUUACCUUCGAUGAUGGUAGUUCUUGGUCAACCCUGCAACCCCCUUCGACCGACAGCGAAGGGCGCCGCAUUCCGUGUGAUCCCGCAGACAAGAAUGAAUGCUCAUUACACUUACAUUCCGUAACGACGCCGCAUAACUUCGGGCGCAUUUUCUCCUCCCCUGCUCCCGGGUUUAUCAUGGGAGUCGGAUCCAUCGGCGCUUACCUCCAACCCUAUGAAGAGUGCGAUACAUUCCUGAGCACAGACGCUGGUUUGACUUGGAGGAUGAUCCGGAGAGAUGCACAUAAGUACGAGUUUGGCGACCAAGGCACUAUACUUGUUGCCGUGAACGAUGAAGAAGGUGUUGACACCAUCAGAUAUUCGACUGAUGAGGGGAGGACUUGGAACUCCUACAACUAUGGUGUCAAAAUGCGGGCCAGAGCACUCACGAGCGUGCCGGAUGCAACCUCCCAGAAAUUCAUCUUAUUGGGUCAGAUCGCCCGGAGGGACCAGACAGCUGGGCAAGGUCGGUACGCUAUCGUAUAUCUGGACUUUGCCGGGCUUGGGAGACGUCAAUGCACGGAUAAUGAUUUCGAGAACUGGUACGCUAGAUCAGCUGCCAAAGAAUGCCUGAUGGGACACAAGCUGUGGUACAAGCGUCGCAAGGCUGAUGCUGAUUGUUACGUCGGCAACAAAUUCACGGACCCCGUUGGACACGAGGAGGACUGUCCUUGUACCGACGAAGACUUCGAAUGUGAUUACAACUUCGUCCGAAAUGGCAAGGAGUGUGUCCCUGUUGGUCCGGAGCCGAUACCGGCUGGCGUAUGCUCUGCUGGUGAUCCCAACCAAACGUACAUGGGCUCUUCCGGGUAUCGCUUGAUCCCCGGAGACACCUGCAGUAGAGAACGUGGAAUCAGCAAGGAUGACAAAGUCGAGAAAAAGUGUUCCGAAGCCCAGCCGCAGGAGGGCGACAUCAUUCACCAGACUUUCGAAUUCUCUGCUCCUGUCGUGCAACAGGCUUAUUUUGCGGAUUCUCAGACAAUCUUGGUGCGACUUGCGGACGGGUCCAUUUGGCAGUCAAGCAAUGAAGGCUACACAUGGACACAGCCCGUACCUGACCAAAGAUUUGUCGUCUUCUAUCUCCAUCCCUACACUAACGACAGAGGGUACCUCGUCACUCCUGACAACCGAUUCUACUAUACCACGGACGUUGGAAGGACGUGGAAUCCGAUGAAUACUCCCACUGUUCCCAAUACGUUCGGCGCGCAAGUCUUGCACUUCCAACCUCAGAAUUCUGAUUACAUCAUCUGGACUGGAAAUGAAGACUGCGAAGGAUUUGGCGCCAAUUGCCAUGCCGUUGCCCACUACUCUCGCGACAACGGCCGGCACUGGAACAUCGUGGAGACGUACGUGCGCAACUGUCAAUGGGCCCGCGACGCCGAACUCAAGGUCGACAAGACCCAUAUCUUAUGUGAAUCGUGGCGAGACAAGAAAGGAAACCAGAGAUUUUUCAUGCAAAGUGGGACGAAUGCGCUCGAACUUGUCUCCGGUACCGACUACUUUGCGACGAAGACGAAGCUUUUCAAUCACGUCGUUGGCUUUACUAAGUUUUCUGAGUAUCUCAUAGUCGCAGAGUACGUGCAAGAUAGGCAGUCUCUUGAACUGCAAGUGUCCCUCGACGGUCGGAAAUUCGCCACGGGCAUGUUCCCGCCCAGUAUGCGCCCUACUCAGCAUGCGUAUACGAUGCUGGAAUCAAGCACAAUGUCGGUGUUCUUGCACGUGACUACCUCCGAGCCACCCAACCCGUACUGGGGAAGUAUUCUCAAAUCCAACUCGAAUGGGACAUACUUCGGCGUAGCCUUAGACAAUGUCAAUAGGGAUGAGCGUGGCUACGUCGAUUUCGAGAAGAUGAUUGGUCUUGACGGUAUCGCACUCGUGAACGUUGUCUCGAAUCCUUCAGAAGCGCCUUUGACUGGCACGAAGAAGCUGCAAAGCCGGAUUACGCAUAAUGACGGUGGUUCAUGGAAGAGCCUGACACCUCCUACAACUGACUCGCAGGGUCUACGCUAUGACUGCACGAGUGUUAGCUGCGCCUUGCACGUCCACGGAUAUACGGAGCGUCGGGAUCCAAGGGCAACAUAUAGCACGCCCUCUGUUCCAGGUCUGUUGAUGGCCGUAGGCAACGUUGGCGAGAGCUUGGCACCAUAUACGGAAAGCGACACUUUCCUCAGCCGUGACGGUGGGUUUACUUGGGAAGAAGUUCACAAGGAUGCACAUCUCUGGGAAUUCGGUGAUUCGGGGUCGAUCCUUGUCAUGGCCAACGAUGAGGAACCCACGGACCAUGUGCUAUUCAGCACCGACGAGGGUAAGACAUGGCGGGAGUACAAGUUCACGGACGACAAACUCCGGGUCUAUGCCAUCGUCACCGUACCGUCCGAUACCAGCCGCCGAUUCAUUCUCUUCGGCUCUUAUCCCCGGUCACCCUCAGCGGCGGUUGCAGUCCAUAUUGACUUCUCUGCUCUGACUACAAGGCAAUGCGUCUUGGACGUUCAGGAUCCCGCUCACGACGACUUCGAGCUAUGGAGUCCCAGUCACGAAAGAGCAGAGCUUUGUCUCUUCGGACGUCAGACCAUGUUCCACAGGCGGAGACGUGAAGCCAACUGCGUGGUCGGGAAUCAAGCCAAGGCUGAAGAGCGUAUAGUCAGAAAUUGUGCUUGCGACGAACAUGAUUUCGAAUGUGAGUUCAAUCAUGUAAGAGACAGCAGCGGCAGCUGCGUUCUCGUGGAAGGGACCCAGCCACUGCCAAGCGACCCGGAGACGUCUUGCCGGAACGGCGAAGAUUAUUGGUACGAGCGGACUCCAUACCGGAAAAUACCCUAUUCGUCUUGCGAGGAUGGUCUACGACUUGACCGAGGAGAGCGGCACGUAUGCCCGGGUUUCAAGGCCCAUGGCGCGUUUUUCUGGUGGACAGUAAUCGUGAUACCAUUCAUGUUCACAGCCCUUGUGGCUUACUGGUACUACCGCAGAAGCGGCAUGGCUAGAGGCACCAUCCGUUUGCCUGGAGGGGAGCCAGGUAUGUCGUACAGGCGCAGCGAAUCGGGUAUUGUAUCAACGCUCGCGUCCGUGCCGUGGUUCCUUGUCGGCAUCGCGGGUAUCGCAUAUGAGUAUGUCGCGGAAGCUGUGGAUUCGUUGACAACACGAUUCCGAUCGAGAAGCGGGUAUCGGAACGUUCCUGUCGACGAGGAUGCGCAGAUCCUGAGAUUCGAGGAUGAAGAGUAGGAUUUAUGGACCCUGAGCAGUCGGCAUCUCUGAUUGACUGGAUCACCUUACGCGUAUGUAAUAUGUUGGAUGUUGCUAACGCCAUGUAUACAUUAUCUGAUACAUCCUUAUAUAUUUAUCACUCAGUCAGAAAUUCAGGUGUCAUGAUGAGCGCGACAGGCA